Aspergillus nomiae NRRL 13137 is the source of this 768-nucleotide messenger RNA. RefSeq lists its product as uncharacterized. Lineage: Eukaryota; Fungi; Ascomycota; Eurotiomycetes; Eurotiales; Aspergillaceae. The transcript has a single exon. The record is from RefSeq and is a predicted model, not a curated record. Bases 1 to 768 code for a protein of 255 amino acids.
AUGCCAUCGAGGACCACGUCCACUCUACUCGAAUCACGAUGGGCUCCGCGCCCAGAGGAGUCAAAGACGAAGCGGUCAUCCUCCACGUCCCGAGGGGGGAACCACCCAGCUCCCUCGCAGGAACUGGCCCGCUUCAUGAAAAUUGUCGGGCGAUUAAAGUGGAAAUUGCCCUUUCUGGCGGAGGGUUACCGCCUUGCCACACUCCCCGCCGACGGUGGCGUGGAUGUCGCGCAUGCGGAGAUCAUGUUCAAGAUCGAUUUCUUUGAGUACUAUGCGCUUCUGGAGCGGGCGAUCGUGCAUUUACUCGGCGUCUUCGGCGUGACAGUCACUGGCGCUUUCACUAGAUCGCAUUCGACUCCGAGGCUGGGGAGGAAUGGAUCCCCGGUGGCUACGCACCGGUAUCAUGCCAAUGUCUUGGAUACGUUGGAAAGCGAGAGCUGUCCACUGCAUCCUGUUCUCGGGACUGGAAAUGUGCGCGAGCAGCUAAGGAAGGCGAAAGAACUACGUAAUCGCUGGAAGACAGCCGACAUGUCGAAAGAAGAGACAGAGAAUGACUCGUUUCGUCGACCAAGGGAGACUGCGAUGCCGCUUGAAAGCUACGACUUCGACCAUAUUCUAUCAGAAAUCUUCGUGGGUCUAGAAGAUGGACUUGCACUGGCCCGGGAGCAUGUAGCUAAGAUCGAGAGUGAUACUGGUGACGGCUUGUCGGGCGAUUCAGAGGCAGAUUGGGAUUUCAUUGUCGACGCUAUGGAUUGGGAGGCAGUGUGA